UGCCUGGUUGCAUGAAAGCCUAAGACUUCCUUAGCGAUCAAAACUUUAGCCGUACGAUACCAUCGAGUUAGUUGCUCGUAGAAAUCAAUCCGGUGCGGAUGUUAAAUGUGUAUCUUUGCUGACAACAACGCUGUUGUGUAGAUACUUUUCCAUCUAGUAAGAGAGAAACCGACGACGAGAGAUAUUGUGUCUUUUCCAACUGAUCGCGCGCGUCUCAUAACACAACACACCUUUUGAUUUUGAAGUCCUUUCUGGGAUCGAGGUCGACUGCAAGGACAUCCCUGUGGAAGUCACAUCAAUAUUUAGUCAUCAUUUCAAUAAUUCUGUUCUGCCUUGAGCAUAAGAUCGAGAGAAAAAAUCGAAAGCAAAAUAAUUGCUUAGAAAGUUUAACUCACGAACCAAACAAAAAUUUUUAAUUUAAAUAAUAUUACUUGUGGGACCUCUUUAUAGGAGAGGCUUGAGCACAUUUUUAUUUUUAUACAUAUUUCUGUGGUGUUGCUGGUUGCCGCUGCUAGACCUGGCUUACAUUUUUUUUGUAAAGAAAGUUUGUUGUUUAACGACGACGACGAAGACGAUUGCUACAACAACGUCGACGGUGACGGUGACGGUUUUGUCAAAAAAUGCUCGUAAUUUCAUGUGACAGAUGAAAAGUGUUCGAAUAUAGUGUGUGUUCGAGUGUGUUUAGUUUUUGCAGCUGGUGACCUAAAAUUCAUAUUCAUUCAUUUAGCUUCUUUGUGGUGUAGAAAAGUGUGGAUUUUUGUUGGAUAUCUACUAAGUAGAAAACGCAUGCUGCUGAAGACAGUAGUACAUUUAAGCUGCAACAUGGCUAGUAAAGUGUAUUCGAAUGCACUUAUAGCAAUUUUUAUAUUGGGAUACUAUACAAUUGUUGGUGUAAACAGUAGUGAUGUUUCAACAAUAUGCAGUUUUCCAGGCUCACCAGCUCACAGUUCAAUUGUGUUUUCAAAUUCAAGCUUGAAUCAUGGUACUGUUGCAUCAUAUUCGUGUGAAAGAGGUUUUGAACUUCUUGGACCAGCACGUAGAGUAUGCGAUAAAGGAACAUGGAUGCCCGAAGGAAUACCAUUUUGUGUUCUCAAUGUGGCUGCCGGGAAAGCUCCAAUGCAAAUAUCAACAGAAGGAUCAGGCAUACCGCAAAAAGCAAUCGAUGGCUCCACAUCCGCAUUUUUCAGUGCGGAAACGUGUUCGCUUACAAAAUCAGAGCGCUCCCCAUGGUGGUAUGUGAACCUGCUUGAACCGUACAUGGUGCAGCUCGUUCGCCUAGAUUUCGGAAAAUCAUGCUGUGAUAAUAAACCAGCAACGAUUGUUGUGCGCGUCGGAAAUAAUCGACCAGAUUUGGGAACGAACCCUAUUUGCAAUCGAUUUACCGGACCACUCGAUGAGGGUCAACCUCUUUUCUUACCCUGCAACCCACCAAUGCCCGGUGCAUUUGUAUCAGUUCAUUUGGAAAAUAGUACACCAAAUCAACUAUCAAUCUGUGAAGCAUUUGUCUAUACUGAUCAAGCUCUGCCCAUCGAACGUUGUCCCACAUUUAGGGACCAACCACCAGGCGCUUUGGCAUCGUACAAUGGAAAAUGUUAUAUUUUCUACAAUCGUCAACCGUUAAACUUCUUGGAUGCAUUAUCCUUCUGUAGAUCCCGAGGUGGCACACUGAUAAGUGAAAGUAAUCCUGCUCUGCAAGGUUUCAUAAGCUGGGAGCUGUGGAGAAGGCAUCGCAGUGAUGUUAGUUCCCAGUAUUGGAUGGGUGCUAUUCGGGAUGCAGACGAUCGUAAUUUGUGGAAAUGGACUGAUGGUGAGGAGGUGACUGUAUCAUUCUGGAACCAUCCCGGAGGUGAUGAAGACUGUGCUCGGUUUGAUGGUUCAAAGGGAUGGCUAUGGAGCGAUACCAACUGCAACACUUUACUGAAUUUCAUAUGUCAACAUCAACCAAAAACUUGUGGUCGUCCAGAACAGCCACCAAAUUCAACAAUGGUCACACCGAACGGAUUCGAAGUGGGUGCCGAAGUGCAGUACACAUGUGACAGCAACCAUUUGCUCGUUGGCCCUGCCACAAGAACUUGUCUAGAAACCGGGUUUUACAAUGAAUUUCCACCAGUUUGUAAAUACAUUGAAUGUGGACUUCCUGCCUCCAUACCACAUGGCUCAUACGAUCUGAUAAACGGAACAGUUGGAUAUCUUAGUUUGGUGAAAUACGAAUGCCAAGAAGGAUAUGAAAUGCUCGGAAGGGCUUUACUCACUUGUGACUUUGAUGAACGCUGGAAUGGACCUCCACCUCGAUGCGAGAUUGUUGAAUGUGAUACAUUGCCUGGAAAUUACUACAACACCAUCAUAACCGCACCAAAUGGAACAUUCUACGGAUCAAAGGCUGAGAUUACAUGUCCACCUGGAUAUCGCCUGGAAGGUCCUCGAUUCAUAACUUGUCUAAGCUCUGGACAGUGGAGCAGUGCUCUUCCUAGAUGCAUGAAACUCGAGACAUCAAGUACUAUUCCUGUGACAUCUUCAACCACGACAUUCAGACCCAAGACCACUGCUACCCGAAGACCAACAAGGCCAACUCUAUCCACCACUCUUUCUAUAAGCUCAACACCAAUCGUCGAAAUUAAUGGUGAACUAGACGACACUGAUGAUGAAGACGUCACAUUUGUUGUACCCGGAACUGUGCGAGAAGAAUUCCCACCCAAGCGAGUAAUUCGUCCGGUUGUUGUGUCCAAGAAUAGAAUUCCAUCAUCUUCUCCAUCUCCAAGACCUCCUUCAACUACUUCAACCACAACAUCAACAGCAAUUCCACCGUUCAGCACAAUUGGACCUAGUGUACCAACAAAAGUUCGUCCAUUGCCUCCAUUGUACGAGACUACUACUCCUGCUCGAAACACCCAGAACAUCAUUCUCAAUGCUCAUCCACAAGACAAUGAAAUAUCCGAUAGUGUCAAUAUUCAACAAAAUCAAUCACCAAAUGUUAAUGUUCCAUUCUCUGUGGAAAAUUCCGAACGCAAAGAAGGAAAAGAGGCUAAACUUAAUCUUGGUGCUAUUGUUGCUUUGGGUGCUUUUGGUGGAUUUGUAUUUUUAGCAGCUGUUAUAACAACUAUCAUCAUUCUUGUUAGGAGAAAUCGUACAACACAUCACUAUCGUCAUAGGGCUUCGCCGGAUUGUAACACUGUAGCUUCAUUUGACAGCUCCACUUCAGGUUCGAGAAAUGGAUUGAAUAGAUACUACCGCCAAGCGUGGGAAAAUCUUCAUGAAUCUGCUUCGAAAAAUAGUUCCCACAAUGCUCUUAGAAAAAAGAACCUUCAGGAAAACCAUGAGCCUCCAAGUCAAGGCCGAUCAAGGGAUAACAUGCGAGAGAACAUACAAAGAUCUCGAGAAAAUCUAGACAGGGUUGGACGAGACUACGGCUUGAGGGACAAUUCAGAACUGGUUGUUUCUGAUGUUUGCAUUAAGGGUGAAAAGAAACGUCAUCAUCAUCACCAUCACAAGAGCAGCAGUCGAGGUGGAGAAUAUCGUGAACAAUCGGCAAAUGGAAGACGAGACCAUCGACACAGUGGAGGUCAUUACUGACCAACUAUGGUCAUUACCAUAAAUGUAGAUCAAGAACAUACAUAUACAAAAAAGCAAUAAAACAGCAAUAUUAUUAGUCUUAUCCUUAAUUAAUUUCGCAUGUAGAAAAUUAAACAACAACAAAAAAUCUUUUAAACAAAAACAAAAAUUCAUUGUUCACAAUUAAUUAUAUUUAUUCAUUCAAUAUUUAUAAUAAUAAUAAUUUAUAAAAAAAUAAUUAUUUAUUAAAAGCAAACAAAUAAGAAAAUUAUUCAAAAAGAAAAACAUUAUUUUAAACUGUUCACAAAAAUAUAUAAAGUUUGGCACUGUUGUUUUGUGUUGGUUAUUAAUAGAGAAAAGAAAAAGUGUCCAACUAUGAAUAUCUUGGCCUAUUUUAAGUACCACCACCCCUCUGAAUCUUCUUAGAUUUCAACGUAAUAAACACUUAAAAUGGGUCGACGUAAUCAUAGCCCUGCCAAAGUUAUUGGUGGAAUCAAAAGAAAAAAAAGUCAACUUAAAUUUGUAAGAAAGUAGAAAGAAAAAUUUGUAAAAACGAAAAACAAAAAUAUUUUUUAGACAAAAUUAUAAAAUUGUUAUUUCAAUUUAAAAAUGGAAUUAGCACUUCGUAUAAUUUAUGUGCCAUUAAUGGCAACAUUAAAAUUAAAAGAAUUUAGUUAACUUUUUUUAAAAUUAUUUUAUUAAUCUAAGAUUAAUUAAAUUGUUUUAAAUUAUAAAAAAAUACAUAAUUAAACUAAAUUUAUUAAAUAUUGUUGGCUUUUAGGUUAAGGAAAACAAAAAUAUUAGAAAAUUAAAUUGUAAAUAAUUAUUUUCUUUAAAUGUUUAGAAAUAAAAAUAAUUAUUUAAUAAUACUAAAAUAAUA
Molecule: messenger RNA, 4429 nt
Organism: Eupeodes corollae
Lineage: Eukaryota; Metazoa; Arthropoda; Insecta; Diptera; Syrphidae
Exons: 11
Coding region: 787-3570 (927 amino acids)
Source: RefSeq, a predicted model, not a curated record